CACUACAUUUUUCUUUAUGUUUGGAUAUCUCUUUGUAUUUCGAAUUGGAGAAAAGUUUGGAUUACCACCACCUUCAGGCCAAACAAACUUAAUUGAAAUGAUUAUUGUAUUAAGAGUGGUCGGAGUUGCCUUUGAAAUUAAUGGUUCAUGGUUGGCGAUUUCAAAUGCUAAGAAAAAGGAAACUGAAGCUUCUGAGACAAAAACUAAUUCAGAUAUGGAACGAGAUGAUGAGUUUGUUGAACUGAUUAAUCCUGAAUUUAUUGACCUGUUUCAUUACACAUUCAACUAUAUUGGUUUGCUAACAGGACCCUAUUACAGAUACCGUACUUUUGAUGACUACUUCUAUUUGCCCUUUAAUAAACAUGUGGAUUGUUUCGGCUUCACAAUAAAUACAUUGAAAAUAGUUCCACUAUAUAUAUCUUUGUAUCUAGCAUUUUCAAAUAUAUGGCCUCUUGAGUAUAUUUUGACUGAAGAACACAACAACAGGCACUUUUUGUACAGAAUGAUGUAUCCAUGGGUGUUAUUUGCUGCAUUCCGUCAACGAAUUUACGCGGGCAUGACUCUUGCGGAGAGUGUGUGUACAUCGGCAGGUCUUGGCGCUUAUCCAGUACAGGGAAAAAAUAGAACUGGUCACGGUCCUACAGUUGGUUACUUGAAAUUAAAAAAGAUGUCUGACGAUGAAGCUAAAAUGACAGAAUACGACUUUAAAACUGUUGAGUCAAUGGAUGUAUGGGGUUGUGAGACGGUUGUCACUUUAAGGGAUUCAAUGAAAGUUUGGAAUAAGGCUGUGCAAUAUUGGGUUGCUAUGGUUGUUUAUAAGAGAUUCCCUGUAAAGAGUUUGAAGGUCCAUGCUGCACUGUUUGUAUCAGUAAUAUGGCAUGGAUUCCAUGCUGGUUACUUCUUCUGUAUAUAUUUCUGCCCAUUCUAUUUAAUGGCUGAGGAUAUAUAUUACAAGUUAUAUUAUAAGGAGGCUACUGGUUUGAAAAAGAAGAUUAUUGGCUUUAUAAUGUGGUUCUUACGAUCGCACUCUGAGUCUUACCAAGCAGCUGCAUUCCUUCUAUUAACGUUUGACCGUAUUUGGAUAUAUUACUCCUCUGUUUAUCACUACUGGUAUGGAGUAUGGCUGGCUUUCUUGGUAACUGGAUUGAUAUUAAGUAAAGUUCGUGCAAUGCUUAGGCCAAAAACGCAAAAGGCUAUAAGAACAGAAGUCAAGGAGUGAAGACAGAUUAUGAUUUAUGUUGGUCAAUUUAACAUUAGUUCAAUUGCGUUAAAUAGAAUUAGAUACUAUUAUUGGGAAUGAGGACUGAUUUUGUUAGGUAAUUUUUAGAAGGGAUUGUCUGUGGUUGGGGUGUAAGUCAUAUUUAUUAUCCUACUUUGCUAAACAAGUAGAAAAAUGCGGUAAUCGUUCUAUGUAUAUGAUAUCACAUAGAGACUCAACUGAUUGUAAUAAGUUACGUGUGAUUAAUCAUAUUUGUUGAGGUUAGAGAUUAUGAGUGUCAUAAAUUGGCUAAGGUUUUCUAGUCACUAACUGUGACAAACUGAUUAAAAAGACAAUAAUUUUUAUAGUAUUCAUUUAACUUCAAGACUUCAAAUUAUAAAAUAUAUCUUAAGCGCUACACUAGCGCCAUAAGUGGUUUUAGAAGGAACUAAAAUUGUUAUCGAGUCAAAAAUGAAAGAAAACUAAUAAGAUAAUAGGUCACAAACUAAUCUUAUUUUAAAAAUCAUUCCAGAGGGGAAAUUUUAUUUAACUGCUUUUAUGAUAUUAUGUCAAAUACAGACAGAAACUUUUUUAAGAGUUAGUACAUUGAAAUUAUUUUUACUGUCAUACGUUUAACGUGAACUUAUAGAUAUAUUUCUAGGGUUUUUGUAACAGCAACAAUUUUUCAAAAUUUCCCUGUAGUCUCUAGCCUCUAGCACAGUAGCGUUUUCGAUGUAAUAGAUGUACAUGUCCACUGUAACUGCCAAUAGCGAUUGGAGAUAUUGUUUAAAUAGAGAAUAAAAUUACAAUUCAGGUUUUAAAUUUCAACUCAUUUAUUUCCAUGCAUAUACUGUCUCUUGUACGCUAGAUACUAUGUAUAUAUAGACGUAUUGUUGAUAAUGCUCAGUUCUUGUUCCAUUAGAUAUUGUAAAUGUUAUUUUAUUUAUUGACUAAAGUUUUGCAUUUAUUGUUAUCGAGAGUAUAAUAAAAAUGUCAAUUUUUACUAUUUUUUUAAUUAUUUAAAUUUUUUAUAAAUAUAGUUUGUUAUAAAUGUACCCAUUGUACUUUGUAAUGUGUUUUUACAUGGAUGUAAAAAAAUUGUAUCCUAAUGUGUCUAUAAAAUAUUAAUGUAAUAUUAUAAAAGACUCCCUAAGUUUAAUAGUAUGUAUUUAUUGUUUGUCACAUACUUUACACUUAGGUACUUUAUAAGGAUCUGAAUAAACACUUCUAGUGAAA
Molecule: messenger RNA, 2434 nt
Organism: Melitaea cinxia (Glanville fritillary)
Lineage: Eukaryota; Metazoa; Arthropoda; Insecta; Lepidoptera; Nymphalidae
Gene: frj
Product: lysophospholipid acyltransferase 7-like
Exons: 6
Coding region: 17-1219 (400 amino acids)
Biological process (GO): lipid modification; phosphatidylinositol biosynthetic process
Cellular component (GO): mitochondria-associated endoplasmic reticulum membrane contact site; membrane
Molecular function (GO): lysophospholipid acyltransferase activity
Source: RefSeq, a predicted model, not a curated record